Messenger RNA from Sphaeroforma arctica JP610, 804 nucleotides. RefSeq lists its product as hypothetical. The transcript is spliced from 6 exons. The coding region runs from base 1 to 783 and encodes 260 amino acids. Lineage: Eukaryota; Ichthyosporea; Ichthyophonida. The record is from RefSeq and is a predicted model, not a curated record. Gene Ontology annotation, molecular function: methyltransferase activity.
AUGUUGUCACUUUCCAGUAUUAUCGAAGAGCUCAGGGGCAUUCUUCCGAUCGAUGCCAUGGCACCGGCGGAAAAGACCUCCAUUCCCCGUGAUGAAGAGCACGCAGAUUAUACCGAGAAGAACACAGUACACGUUGAUUCGUUCCUGUACGAUGACGACGAGGUGGACCGAUUAUGUGACGAUGGGCAGAUGAGCAGAGCCAUCUGCAACGCCUGUGGCUCCCAGGAUACCACUAUGCUGAAUUUCAUCUCGCACUCGGCAUCGCUAUCCCAACUGCAAUUUUUGUACAAUCAUGCACUGGGCGAUCUGACCGGCAAAUCGGUUCUGGAUGUUGGCUCGAGGACGGGUGCCGUUUUGUACGCGGGCUACCUAUUCAGUAGUGCAAAGGAACUCAUUGGUGUCGAGAUGAACUCAUAUUUUGCCGAUAUCUCUAGCAAAAUAGUUACGCAACACAACAUGCAAGACCGGAUAAGUAUAACAGAGGGUGAUAUCAUGAAGCACCCAAAGAUACUUGCCGGCGCGGAUGUCGUUGUUUUAAACAAUGUAUUUCAAUUCUUUCACUCCCCAGCGGCCCACGCAAAGUUUUGGACGUUUUUAAGAAGUACAAUUGUGCGCAAGGGGACAAUGUUAGUUACCGUCCCUGAAAUUUCUGGCUCGCUCCGCAGCGCUCAGCUCGACAUGGAUACCGCCAGUUGGGUAGAAGAAAUAACUUUGGACUACGCAGAAUACGAUGCUGACGAGGAAAGUGAUAUUCGCGCAGUACACCUAUACAGAGUUAUAUAAUUUAAAACAAAUGACCUUCCA